Saccostrea cuccullata (small rock oyster) is the source of this 1071-nucleotide messenger RNA. Its product is annotated as ketohexokinase-like. Gene Ontology annotation, molecular function: ketohexokinase activity. Bases 95 to 1027 code for a protein of 310 amino acids. The record is from RefSeq and is a predicted model, not a curated record. The transcript is spliced from 7 exons. Lineage: Eukaryota; Metazoa; Mollusca; Bivalvia; Ostreida; Ostreidae. Gene Ontology annotation, biological process: fructose metabolic process.
UAGGAGUUUCACUUUCAUUUUGCUGAAAACUUGGCCUGGGAAAUACCACAUGUGUCAUUACUUAUAUAGUCCAUUUAUUUGGAUAUAGUUUGAUAUGUCUGGACCCCGUGUGAUGUGUGUAGGACUUGCUUGUGUUGACAUAAUAAGUGUGUGCAAAAAUUAUCCCGAGGAAGACAGUGAUCAAAGAGUGUUGGAUUUCUAUUGGCAGAAGGGAGGUAAUGCCUCUAACACAAGCUCUGUUCUAUCACUACUGGGAGCCCAGUCGGAGUAUAUGGGAAGCUUUGCUAAUGAUAAUGAAAUGAGGUUCUUGAAGGAGGACUUUGACAGUUUUGGGGUGUCUACCUCUCACUGUGUUACAUACAAAACAGGCUACAUCACUCCUACCUCUGUUAUAAUUGUAAACUCACAAAAUGGAUCCAGGACCAUACUACAUGCCAGCAAAAAUUUGCCUGAAAUUACUUUAGAAGACUUCAAAGCUGUUAAUCUGAAAAACUACAAAUGGAUACAUUUUGAGGGAAGACCAAGUUUCAAUACCCCAGCCUAUGAAAUAGUCCGUAUGUUAGCUCACAUUGAUGAAUACAAUCACUCGGUGCCUGAAUCCGAGCAGGUCCAGACUUCAGUGGAGAUAGAAAAACCUGCCAGGCCAGAACUGGAUCAGCUCCUGGACAAAGCUAAGUAUGUGUUUGUCAGUAAGGAUUACAGUCAGAAUCAAGGACUGAGGAGUAAAGAGGAGGCUGUCAGAGGAUUCAUUAAGAGAUGUAGGAAAGGAGCUUCAGUCAUCUGUGCGUGGGGUGAGGAUGGAGCAGCAGCUAUGGAUGCAGAAGGACAUCUGAUUACCUCCCCCUGUUUUCCCCCAGAGAGACUGUGUGACACAUUGGCAGCGGGGGACACGUUUAAUGCGGCCACCAUUUUAGCUCUUGCUGAGGGUAGAGACCUGGCUGAGGCCAUCACAUUUGGAUGUAAGGUGGCUGGAGCUAAAUGUGGGAUGCAAGGCAUAAGAGGACUAAAAGAUGUUAAAUUUUCAUGAUUAUUCAUCAUAUUAAUAGUACUAUUAAAAAUUGUUGUCCAGUA